AUGUCAAGCAGAGACGAAGAUACAGAGAGUGACCUCGAGCGCCGGGCACGCUUCCGUCGGAGAGAGUCUCAGGAGAUGCACUCCUGUCGGCUUCGGGAGUUGAAGCGGGGGUUGGAGCGCGAAAAGCUUUACCGCGGGCGCUUAAGAGAUCACAUGGUCGACAACAACGUGUUCAGGUUGCUACUGGAAGAGUUUAAGAAAGAGAACAAGUGCCGCGCACGCUCAAUCGAAGCUCACAUGAAGGAAGCUAAACGCGUCAUCGAGUUGGGGCUCCAAUCAUCCAUGAACGUGCGACACACGUCAAUAACGGCUCGAGCGAAGAACGGGAACAACACGAUAAAGACUCUUGAACGCCGCCAGAAGGAACGCAGGCAGUUGAAAGAGCUCAAGGAAGACGUCCAGACUCGUGGCGAGUCGUGGGAACAGUACUGCAAGCAGUGGAGGAUGACGGACAAGGUGAACGAGGUCAAGCCAUUUCAGGAUACCGACGUGAUGUUUAAAGCAAUGCACGACCUAGCCGGCAUUCGAAUCUCACUCUACUUUCCCAACGACGUGGAAAAGGUGGUUGAGUUUCUGCAAAGAACCUUUGUCAUCGUCGAGAAGCCCAGCCGAAAAGGGAGGCUCACCCGAGAUUUCCAAAAAGUCCGCAAGUUUGUGGAACAACAACGCCAGAGAGGCCUCGAUUCCGAGGAAGACAUUAGUUGUGUGAAUGAGUCAACAUCACGUGGGUUUAGAGCUACGCACUUGGUUGUCCGUCACAUCAACCUCGAUUUCGACCCGCACGCGAAGGACGACCCCGAAGUCAACAUCGAAAUUCAGAUUGGCACCAUUGUGAUGCAUGCAUGGUCCGACAUCGAGCAUGAAAUCCUAUACAAACCCUCCGGGGCCGAAGAGCCGACCGAAGACGUGGUCAGCACGUUAGAUCUCAUCAACUCGAUUGUCACAUUGGGUGAAGAGGCUCUACGACAGCUCGAGUCCGUGUCCUCCCGACAGGCAACGCGUCAGGCCGAGGACCGCACGAAGAAGGCCUUCAAUUAUCAUCACAUGGUUCCGUGGCUCGAUAAAUAUUUCAUGGAUCGUGAAACACUCUUGCCGCCUAAGCACGAGUGGCGAUCGAUGCCGCAUUUGUUCGGGAUACUCGAAGCCACAAGCGAGCACACGUAUGGUCGAGUCGAAGAGCUUCCGGACGACAUGAACCCAAAGCCAGAAGACAUGGGAGAACUACCUGCUCUAAUGCUACAGCAUCUGGGUAAAGACACAUACCCAUUCAAGAACCCGGAGAAUCUUGGACAACCUCACUUGGCCACUACCUGGAACUCGCGCUACUGGGCUACGUGUCUCGUCAACACUCUGAACUUGGCCACUUACAUGAACGAGUCGGCCGCGAUGUACUCCGCCAUGUUGGCCGAAUCUUGCCGAGACCAGAGCCUACAUGACAGGCGACCAACGUUGGCCGAGUUUCUCGACAUCUUGCACCCCAGCAAGCCAAUGCACCGACCUAGCCGAGAGUCAGAGAUGAUUCAGUUUUGCAUACGACUCCUCGAAGUCGACUUCGGUUCAACUGAGCAGCGGCAUCUCUUGAUUGCCGCUGUUAAACUAGCCUCAGCUGGGUAUGUCGCGCGUCCACGACUUAUGAAAGCAGAAGAGGAGUCCUUGCUCAACUGGGGGAAACAACCGAUGGUUUUCUCACCCUCUGCGCUUUGGGUGAGGAUAUCCCUUGUCAAAGGAAGCGAUGACCUCUACUUUAUCCCCUCCUGGACCGUUGAUGAUGGCCGCGCUUGGAAACCAACAAUGCGCGACCCAGGAGAUGGCUGGGUCAUUACUCAGGGCUGUUUUGUCCACAGCACCCUGAUUGACUUUGAGCUUGACGUGAUUGGCGUGGAACUCUACGCAGAACACCUGCAUCGUGUUCUUGAAGUCGGAAAUAGGGCAACCGUUGAGGUCAUUCAGUUGGGUAGCAGACUCUUCGCCAGCCAUCAGCCCAAGGACACCUGA
Colletotrichum higginsianum IMI 349063 is the source of this 1995-nucleotide messenger RNA. RefSeq lists its product as uncharacterized. The transcript has 4 exons. Gene Ontology annotation, biological process: guanosine tetraphosphate metabolic process. The coding region runs from base 1 to 1995 and encodes 664 amino acids. NCBI's taxonomy places the organism in Eukaryota, Fungi, Ascomycota, Sordariomycetes, Glomerellales, Glomerellaceae. The record is from RefSeq and is a predicted model, not a curated record.